Messenger RNA from Vicia villosa (hairy vetch), 657 nucleotides. RefSeq lists its product as uncharacterized. The coding region runs from base 1 to 657 and encodes 218 amino acids. The record is from RefSeq and is a predicted model, not a curated record. Lineage: Eukaryota; Viridiplantae; Streptophyta; Magnoliopsida; Fabales; Fabaceae. The transcript has 2 exons.
AUGACCGAGAAACAAGGCAUGAGUGCCACGUUUAAUGCUUGCGAGAAAUUAACUACUAUAACCACUUGCAACGAUCUUGGUGAGCUAACCUAUAUAGGAUUUGGUUUUGCAACGUUUGAUAAUUUGCACAAAGUGGUGGCUAUGAAUGAGAUUUCAGGGUGGGCGUGCAAAAUAUAUGUUAUGGAACUAUGUCAGUGGAGAUCCAUAGAUAGGUUUCCUGGAAUUCCAGUGGGGAUGAUUGAUGACCCCUAUGGAAAGUUUAUGAAAAAGAGUGUAUAUUUUAAAGGAUUUUUAAUUUGGCUUGUGACAGAUGAAGACAAAAUCCAGUUAUGGAUUGUGUCGCUGGGCUUGUCAAGAGAAACCUUUAAACAAAAGACCUUACCUGAAGACGUGAACAUUACAAAUGCAAAUAUUCCCAGAAUGCGGCUUGGUGUUUUGGCUGACAAACUGUCAUUUUCAUACUAUAGUAAUAGAGAGUUAGUUGUAUGGAGGUUGGAAAAUUAUACCACAUUCGAAAAUUGGUCCAUGCUUACUAUUGUUAACCUAGAUUCCUUACCUUCAAUCCCUGAUAUAAAUCCUAAUCAGUUUAUUGCAUUUAACUACAUUGAAGAGAUGGAUAUUCUGAUACUGCAAAACUACGGACGGCUUUAUAAAUGA